Mangifera indica (mango) is the source of this 957-nucleotide messenger RNA. Its product is annotated as O-fucosyltransferase 31-like. The record is from RefSeq and is a predicted model, not a curated record. The annotation marks the transcript as partial. The transcript is spliced from 8 exons. NCBI's taxonomy places the organism in Eukaryota, Viridiplantae, Streptophyta, Magnoliopsida, Sapindales, Anacardiaceae.
UGCUUGCCUUGAAACAGUUACAUAAAGAGAAUUGGGAAUGUUGGUGGAGAGAGAGUGGAAGUGUGCUUUAUACGAGUGAUUAUUUAUGACUGUUGUUGCUUUUCUUUACCGUUAGAGCUCAAUUUUCCUGGUUGUUUUUGUGUGUUUCUAGACGGUCUGAGAUCGGGGGUUGAGCUUUUGACGAUGAAGUUUCACUACAAGAGUUCUUAUGGUUAUCAGACUCGAAGAGGAGGAGCUCUUGCGGUGCUUUUGGUGCUUCUUUUUCCAGUUUUAUUGCCUAGCUUGUUUAGUCCAUUAAGCCAUGCUUCCCCUUCUAUGUUCUCGGAAUGGAAUGCUCCAAAACCUAGGCACCUACCUCUACUUAAGAGUGCUCUGCAGCUGCAAAAAGAUUCAAAUGCUCUAAAGCCCAGGCACUUACCUUUGUUCAAAAGUGCUUUGCAGCGUGAAUAUGCAACUGGAAAGCAAUCUGAUCUCUGGGUUCCUUUGGCCGAUCAAAGAUGGAGACCAUGUGUUGAAUCUGCAAAAGCCCAUUCAUUACCUCAGAAAUCUCAGGGAUACAUUCAAGUAUUUCUUGAUGGAGGGUUAAACCAGCAGAGAAUGGGGAUAUGUGAUGCAGUUGCUGUUGCUAAAAUACUGAAUGCAACGCUUGUAAUCCCACAUCUUGAAGUAAAUCCCGUUUGGCAGGACUCAAGCUCCUUUAUGGAUAUAUUUGAUGUGGACCAUUUUAUUAAUGUAUUAAAAGAUGAUAUUUCUAUUGUAAAAGAGCUUCCUGAUGAAUACUUUUGGAGCACAAGAGAGUAUUAUGCCUCAGCAAUUCGAGCUACCAGAAUCAAGACAGCUCCUGUUCAUGCUUCGGCUAACUGGUAUCUAGAGAAUGUCUUGCCUGUACUACAGAGUUAUGGGAUUGCUGCAAUUUCUCCAUUCUCUCACCGUUUAACUUUUGACAACUUGCCAAUG